AUGGAUUCCAAUGAAAAUAUAAUUCAACAACCGGCGGAUAGAGGAGACCAAGUUUCAAAAAUGGUAAAAGAUUUUAUCACUCCUAGCAACAGUUGGGAUAUAGAAAAAUUAGAUGAAUACUUCAGUCCUGCGAUUAAAGAAAAAAUCCUUGCAAUCUCAACUCAAAGCGAAGAGAAAGAUAAAAUGAAGUGGAGGCACCAUUCUUCAGGAGAUUUCUCAGUGAAAAAUAUCUAUAAUUUUCUUAACAACCAGGAUCAAGAAGUUGACACUAUGGUUGAUUUUCCUUGGAAGAGAUUAUGGAAAAUUAAAACAAUUCCAAGAAUUAAAUUAUUCCUUUGGAAAUUAGUGCAGAAGGCUCUACCAACUUCAAGUAGACUUGCAUCUCACAUGGACAAUAUUUCUGCGGACUGCCAGAUGUGUAAUGCACAAAUUCAAGAAAACGAGCAACAUUUAUUCAGGUUUUUCCCCUUUGCGAGAGCCAUCUGGUUUGGGGUUUCGUUAAGCUUUAUUAACAACCCACCUUUCCCUGACUCAAUAUGCAAUUGGGUCAAAAACUGGAUAGUAGACCCGAACUAUGCUCAAAUCUCAGACAAAAUUGCUACAGUCCUCUGGUUUAUGUGGAAAUACAGAUGUUCAGUUGUCUUCGAAGGAAAGGAUCUUAACCCGACAAUGCUGAUAGAGAUGAUAAACAAAUAUCUUCACUCAGCAGCUUCAAUAUCAAUCACGAAAAAAACUUCAGCUAGAAAUGGAGUAGUAUCAACUCCAAAUUGGAGUACAAUUAACACAAAAUGGAUAAUUUUUAUAGAUGCGACUUUUAAGAAAGAAUAUCUUUCAAUGGGUUUUUCCUUUAUCUUAUAUUCAAUGGACCAAGAGCAAUUCAUGCAUAUCGAAGCAGGCUCAGAUAAAGCAAUGACAGUUGUUCAGGCAGAAGCAAAGGCAAUGCUUAAAGCUACAUCAUGGUUAAGAAAUAAUAUUUUAUCCAGUGUUUCAAUUAUCACGUAUUGUAAAACUAUUGUCGAUUUCAUCAAUAAGAAGUGUGAGGAAAUAUCUUGGGAAGCUGAAAACACAAUAAAAGAAGUUGGAGCGAAUCUGGAUAACCUUCCUCAAGCCAAGGAACUUCAUGGUGGAAAUAUGUCGUCGAGAAAAUUCGUAAAACCUAGCAGUGACUUUAGUGAGCCAUAA
Messenger RNA from Papaver somniferum (opium poppy), 1182 nucleotides. RefSeq lists its product as uncharacterized. The transcript is spliced from 2 exons. NCBI's taxonomy places the organism in Eukaryota, Viridiplantae, Streptophyta, Magnoliopsida, Ranunculales, Papaveraceae. The record is from RefSeq and is a predicted model, not a curated record. The coding region runs from base 1 to 1182 and encodes 393 amino acids. Gene Ontology annotation, molecular function: nucleic acid binding.